AUGGCGACCGAGGAUUCCUACAAGAAGACCCUGCUUCCCCUGCUCAUACAGGCUUCAGCGUUGUCCUUCGGUUCAUAUACCCUCAAAUCUGGUCGGACCUCGCCCUACUUCCUCACCUCGUCUCUCCUGCACACCUCGGGCUUACUGGGUGCACUGGCGCGUGCCUAUGCCUCAGUAUUGGCAUCUCCUCCGUUCUCGCUGCCGCUGGGAACAGAGGAAGCUGGCUCCGAAGCCGACGGGUCAUUUUCUCCUCACUUCGAUGUCCUCUUUGGGCCGGCAUAUAAGGGGAUCCCCCUGAGUGCAAUCGUGGUCAGAGAGUUGGAGUUCAGUGGAAAACACUUCGCAAAUAUAUCAUAUUCAUUCAACAGAAAAGAGGCCAAGGACCACGGAGAGGGCGGCGUCAUCGUUGGAGCCCCGCUCAAAGGCAAGCGUGUCGUAAUUAUCGACGAUGUCAUAACCGCAGGAACGGCUCUGCGAGAAGCUGUUUCAAUCAUCAAGGCACAAGGCGGGAUUGUGGUCGGCGUAGUGGUCCUGCUGACGCGACAGGAGAGAGUGAGCGACACCGAGCCGAGAAGUGCAAUGAAGGUCGCAGAAGACGAACUUGGUGUUCCAGUCCGGGCAGUACUGAAGUUCGAGGACCUAGUUGAGGCGAUUGAAGCCGGUCAAAUCGCCGGAGUUGGACCACAACAGUUGGAGCAGAUGAAGGCCUAUGGUGAGAAGUACGGAAGCAAGGAUUGA
Capronia epimyces CBS 606.96 is the source of this 738-nucleotide messenger RNA. RefSeq names its product orotate phosphoribosyltransferase. Lineage: Eukaryota; Fungi; Ascomycota; Eurotiomycetes; Chaetothyriales; Herpotrichiellaceae. The coding region runs from base 1 to 738 and encodes 245 amino acids. Gene Ontology annotation, cellular component: cytoplasm. The transcript has a single exon. Gene Ontology annotation, biological process: pyrimidine nucleotide biosynthetic process; 'de novo' pyrimidine nucleobase biosynthetic process; pyrimidine ribonucleoside biosynthetic process. The record is from RefSeq and is a predicted model, not a curated record. Gene Ontology annotation, molecular function: orotate phosphoribosyltransferase activity.